This is a messenger RNA of Leucoraja erinaceus (little skate), 2040 nucleotides long. RefSeq lists its product as uncharacterized. The record is from RefSeq and is a predicted model, not a curated record. The transcript has 14 exons. The coding region runs from base 1 to 2040 and encodes 679 amino acids. NCBI's taxonomy places the organism in Eukaryota, Metazoa, Chordata, Chondrichthyes, Rajiformes, Rajidae.
AUGGGCGUGUCCAUGGUACCGGGGGCUCAGUGCACGAGUGGCGGGGGCGCGCAGUGCACGAGCGGCGGGAGCGCGCGGGGGCGCGCAGUGCACGAGCGGCGGAGCAUGGCGGCCACCAUCACCCUGUUCGAUCUGGCGAACCUGAGCAUCGGCUACCCCGAGCCGGGCGUGGUCAACUUCGCGGCGUUGCACGCCCUGCUACACGCCGUGCUGCAACACCUGGGCAUCCAACAGGUGCAAACCGAGCACCUGCCCGAGGUGGGGCUGGUGCAGGCGCCCGGACACGACCCCCUGCUUGCACACGUGCCCGCGCCUGGACACGACCCCCUGCUUGCAGACGUGCCCGCGCCCGGACCCGACUCCCUGGCCAUGUCGGUGCCCGCGCCAGCGCACUACCGCCGGCUGGAGCGCAAGGUGCGGGACGUGGAGCUACAGGUACAGGAGCUGAGCCGCUUGCCCAACGCCGUGGAGCUGCUGCAGCGCAGCCGGCACGAUGGCCGUGCCAUGAACGAUGUGUGGAGCCUCCUGCAGCUCCGCAAGAGCACGGAUCUCAACCGCGAGGGCGUCGACAAGGCCAUGUCUAUGAUGGAAGAGGUGAUGCAAGAGAUGCAUUAUUUAAAGAAGUUCAAAAACACGAUGGAAGAUCAGGUUAAAGAAAUCAACAAGAAUAUAGAUUUGGUGACCAACCAGAUGAUCUCGGUCAAUGAGGUUCUGAAUAAAUCUCGUGAGGAGCUGGAGCAGUUUGUCACGUGGAAGACCCUCCAGAGCACGCUGGUGGACCCUCCUACGGAACGCUUUGGUGUCUGGUCAGUCGGUUCCAGCCAGGUGACAGUGAUAGGUUUACAGGCGGCCGGCCCCACUGAUGAUCCUUCCAAUAAGAUGCAGGCGGUGCAUACAGACACUCUGCCUCAGCAGGUGCUCGCCAGCCCCCAUCGCAUCAGCCCCUCGCCCAUUCCCAUACAGACUGUUGACCGCUACCCUGAGGCUGUGACCGCACUCAAGCGCAUCCGCCACGCCACCAACAACCAGCCAGUACUGGACAGCCGAGUCUCUGCCCUAGAGAAAGCCGUGGCCGACCUGGCUGCUCUGACGCUGGACGGGGACGAGACGCGGGACCCAAGUGAGCACCGAGUGAAGGGGUCAGGGUGCGGGGCGUUAGUCGACCGUGACCUCUGCCCUUUGCUCAGGUCCGCAGGUGCAGUGGACGGGGUGAAGGCCAAUGACGUACAGGCGCAGAUCACCGACCUCAGGGACAUGGUGAAGAACAUCGAUGAAGCAUUGAACGCGCUGCGGAAGUUGCAGCCGGGAGGCCCGGUGCAGCAACAGUUGGACAAGCUGGGUUCUGUUCUGGAGAAGAUCAUGAGCUCGUCAUGUGCGCUGCUGGGGAUGAGUCUGGGGCUGGAGACAGACUCCACCUGCCCCGUCUGCAGUCUGGACGUCAGUCAGGACGCCAGCAACCUCUGCCAGCGCUUCCAGCGGCUGCAGGAGACAGUGUCGGCGCUGACCGACCCCUCUGGGGAGGGGAUCAAGAUGCCGGACGGGACAGUGCGGGCCCAGGUCCAGAGCCACAUCCAGCAGCUGCAGGGCGAGUGCGAGAAGCUGAACGGAACCACGGACCAACUGUUGCAGGAACAUCAGCAGCACCAGCGCAAUAUCCAGUCUCUGUUUGAUUCACUGAACCGCCUGGAGAGCAAGUGUGGUGAGGGGAACAUCAGCCGCCUGCAGUUUGAUGCAGUGACGGACCAGAUAAACAAGAUGAUUCAGGGAUUACUCAACAAGAUCUGUAGCCAGGAGAAGGAUUGGAACUGUGUCCUGGAGCGUCUCACCGCAGAGAUGGAGUGUAAGCUCGACCGGAUUGAACUGGACCCGCUGAAGAAACAGCUGGAGGAUCGGUGGAAGUCGGUCCGUAAACUGCUGCAGAACCAGCGUGGAAGCAUGGACACUGAGGGGGCAGCGGGGCUGCGCAAGCAGCUGAUCAGCCACUUCCACUGCCUGUCAUGUGACCGGCCGCUCGACAUCAAAGUGCCGUGUGCCCCGUGA